Porites lobata is the source of this 274-nucleotide messenger RNA. The record is from the annotation of a GenBank genome assembly. NCBI's taxonomy places the organism in Eukaryota, Metazoa, Cnidaria, Anthozoa, Scleractinia, Poritidae.
AAUGAUGAUGAUGAUGAUGAUGAUGAUGAUGAUGACGAUAUGAUGCUGAAGUAAUGAUGAUGAUGAUGAUGGUGAUGAUGAUGAUGAUGAUGAUAUGAUGCUGUAGUAAUGAUGAUGAUGAUGAUGAUGAUGAUGAUGAUGAUGAUGAUGAUGAUGAUGAUAUGAUGCUGAAGUAAUGAUGAUGAUGAUGAUGAUGAUGAUGAUAUGAUGCUGAAGUAAUAAUGAUGAUAAUGAUGGUGAUGAUGAUGAUGAUGAUGAUAUGAUGCUGAAGUAA